Messenger RNA from Schizosaccharomyces japonicus yFS275, 1275 nucleotides. RefSeq lists its product as hypothetical. The transcript has a single exon. The record is from RefSeq and is a predicted model, not a curated record. Lineage: Eukaryota; Fungi; Ascomycota; Schizosaccharomycetes; Schizosaccharomycetales; Schizosaccharomycetaceae. The coding region runs from base 232 to 1116 and encodes 294 amino acids.
UGUAUGGCCGGGUGGUAUAUGUGAGGUUCGAACUUCGGGUGCAAGUGCAGAGUUCGAAUCUCACAACCCACACACUAGUCCGUUAGGCCAAUCAAGCUCCUGACGAAUAUCCAUGAUAACGCGGUGAUAACGGUGUGUCUUAACAGCAAUAUGUCCCAGGGCUUCGGGCUUCACCAUGUAAAUUUUAAUACAUAGAAAAAUAACAGUUCGUAACUUAUAUCUCAUACAAUAAUGUUUACCUGUGAAAUUUGUGAUUCCAAACUUUCUACGGAAAAGUCUCUAAAGGCUCAUCUUAGCAAUGUACACGCCAAUACGUGUAAUAUCUGUUUAUUCAGUGAUUCACGUGUCAGCGUUGAAUUUCAACGUGAGGAAGCCUCUGGGUGUUUUCGAUGUGUUUGCUUGGCGCGUCCGAAAUGGAAGGACCCAAAAAACUUGAGUACUCACGCUAAGAACUGUCCGGAAGUCUACCAGGCUGUGCUUGACGGUUCUUUACCACUUCGUAAGGUAACUGAGAAGCGCCUGGAACAUUUUAUGAAGGCCGUACGUUCGGUUGUACACGGUGCGGACUCAGCUGCUGAUUCUGAGGAAGAAGUCGAGCUUAAUCCCUUGUUGCGGGCUCCACAAUCGGUGCGGUACUCAGAUGUUUAUCCUGAUGUUAGGCACAUAAAAUUAAACUUCCCUCUCUUAGAUAGCGACUUUAUGCUAUAUGCUAUUGAUGAGGGGUACGCUCUUCUCUGUGCUAAGUGCGCUUGUAUUGUUCCCUCCGAUCUUCUAAGCGAGCACCUGAAGAAGUCUCACCGAGGAAAAGUACGGGUGCUUCGUAAGUUUGAGGAGGCUUUUUCCAAUGCUAUCCUCUACAGUCAGGAAGCAUUGUUUGACUACUUUUAUGCUCUACAGGAGGAACGAAUUACUAUUCGACCUAUUCCUUUUGUGGAUAUCUUGCGAAAUUGUUUUUUUUACGACAAAACAAUUUUCGCAGAAAAGGAAAAGCUACUGGAAUACCUUAAGGAAAAAAAUUUGUCAUUGAAUCUAAUAGUAAAAUCUAUUAAGUUUGUUGAUGUGCAAGUUUUAAAAUUUCCCUUUGCGGAUGUUUUAGUAAAAGUUAAUUUGCAAUAAAAUUUUAUUUCUUUAUACUAGUAAUAAACUAUUUCUAGAGUUUGAGAAAGUUAUUAUUUUCAACAUUGGCCGUGAAAAUUUUUUGCUCUAUUUUUGGUGGUGAGUUUUUUUGGUGGUGUGGUAAUGAAAUUUUGACUAAGGUCGCAAGUACACCAUUAG